GUUCAUUUAAUCUCAUUCGUUAGUAAACAUUACUUACUGUGUGUUUGUGUGUUUGUGUGUGUGUGUGUGUGAGAGAGAGAGAGAGAGAGAGAGAGGUGACACCCUUUGCAACAAACCUGCCCACUGUAACAAAGCUCGGGCACACACACACACACACACACACACACACACACACACACACACACACACACACACUGACGGGCCGUGAUGCUGUACGGGGAUAAAUUACUUCAGCUGGUGCUGUGGGGCUUCAAAGCAUGAGCAGGCUGCUCUCACACGUAUACACACACACACACACACACACACGCACGCACGCACGCACGCACGCACGCACGCACGCACGCACACACACACACACACACACACACACACACACACACACACACACACUGUCUGUGGAUGCUCAACAGGCUGCACACUGUGUCAGUGACUGUUUAAGUCCGGCUGCUGAGGUGGAUGGUGGGUGUUUUGUGUAGGGAAACUUGUUCUGGACUGACACUCUGAGUCUGUGUGAUGGAGAACAUGCAGCCUUCUCAUUCAGCUCACGGAGAAACAAGUUUAGGAUUUAAAGUUUUCUCUUUUUUUCAGUGAUCCAAGGACAAAACCAGGUAUUCAAUCAGCAGAUUUUUCACACUUGAUUUCGCAGCCCACCCUCUCUACUGUCACAUAUAUUUGAAACUUGUAUUAAUGUGUUGAUGUUAAUGUCAGUCCCCUGCAGGUUCCCCAUCAUGGAUGUCACAUCGAAGUGGUUUACCCCAGCGACUUCCCGAGCUCUGUUAGUGGCCUGUGUGACUGCGCUGCUCUCCUUCCACCUGUGGCGCUGGCUCCGGCAGCGGUCCCCCGGCAGCCCGCCCGGUCCCAUCGCCUGGCCGAUCAUCGGGAACGCUGCGCAAAUCGGCAGCUCGCCGCACCUGUAUUUUACGCGCAUGGCGCAGAAAUACGGCAACGUGUUCCAGAUCAAACUGGGCUCUCGGACCGUGGUGGUCCUGAACGGCGACGCCAUCAAACAGGCGCUCGUCAAGCAGGGGCUUGACUUCGCCGGCAGACCGGACUUCACCUCCUUCACGUACAUCUCCAACGGGGACAGCAUGGUGUUUAACACCGUCACGGACUGGUGGAAGAUGCACCGCAGAGUGGCCCAGUCCACCGUCCGCAUGUUCUCCACCAUCAACCUGCAGACCAAGAAGUCAUUCGAGCGUCACGUCGUCUGUGAAUUCAGAGAGCUGCUGCAGCUGUUCCUGAGCAAAACCAAGACGGAGCGCUACUUCCAGCCCCUGACUUAUCUGGUGGUGUCGACGGCAAACACGAUGAGCGCCGUGUGCUUCGGGAAGAGGUACUGCUAUGAGGACGAGGAGUUCCGGCAGGUGGUGGGCAGGAACGACCAGUUCACCCAGACGGUGGGCGCGGGGAGCAUAGUGGACGUGAUGCCCUGGCUCCAGUACUUCCCAAACCCCAUCAAAACCAUAUUCGACAACUUCAAGAAGCUCAACCUGGAGUUCAGCACGUUCAUUCGAGAUAAAGUCAUGGAGCACAGAAAGACGAUCCAGUCAAGCACCAUCAGGGACAUGACGGAUGCUUUCAUAGUGGCGCUGGACCAGCUGAGCGAGAAAACAGGACUUACUCUGGGGAAGGACUAUGUGACCCCCACUGUCGGGGAUGUGUUUGGAGCGAGCCAAGACACGCUGUCGACUGCGCUGCAGUGGAUCGUCCUCAUACUCAUCAAGUUUCCUGAGAUGCAGGUGCGUCUCCAGCAGGAGGUGGACAAGGUGGUGGACCGCAGCCGGCUCCCCUCCAUCGAGGACCAGCUGCAGCUGCCUUACGUCAUGGCCUUCAUCUACGAGGUGAUGCGCUACACAAGCUUUAUGCCGCUCACCAUCCCCCACUCCACCACCGUGGACACCACCAUCAUGGGCUACACCAUCCCUAAGAACAUGGUCAUCUUCAUCAACCAGUGGUCCAUCAACCACGACCCAGAGAUGUGGUCCGACCCAGAGAACUUUGACCCUGAUCGUUUCAUAGACCAGGACGGAGCGCUGAACAAGGACCUGACCAGCAGCGUGGUCAUCUUCUCGAUGGGCAAGCGUCGGUGCAUCGGCGAAGAGCUGUCCAAGCUGCAGCUGUUCCUCUUCACCACCAUGCUCACCCACCAGUGCCACAUCACCUCAGACCCAGCCAGGCCGCCCAAACUGGACUACACCUACGGUCUGACCCUGAAACCUUGCACCUACUACAUAGCGUUGUCUCUGCGUGGAGAUAUGAAGCUGCUGGAUGCGGCUUCAAGUCAGGACGACGAGCCGACAUCAGACUCAUGAACACAAACAUGAAUCAAAACUGUAACAAGCACAGAAAAUGAAGGCGCAAACACAACAAAAAAGACUUGUGAACUGAAGCUCGCAUUUGUGGGCUGAAAACUGUAUUUAUAAGCUGAAAUCUCAGGCUAUCACUUAUCACUGACUCAUUUUUAAGUGUUACAUCGCCAGGCUGGAGCAGACGUGGCACCCUGUUUCACAGGUCAUCUCACAUGACCAGCGGUUCACCUCGGUUGAAUCGAGUCUCCUACAGACACAAUCGGACACGACGACUGGACCAGUGUUGUCACUGCUACACAUCACUGGAGAUCAGCUCCAACCAGACCUCAGUACAGGCAACACUGUGGUUGUAGGAGUUUUGAACAGCUGCUGUAACACACCCUUGUAAUUUUAGUGUGAAUACAGUUGCUUAAAGAAUGUAUUGAAAGAAAGCAUCAAGCUUAGAGCGACAUCAUAGCGCUCUUAUCUUUUCUGUUAAAAUCACAACAACACACUUCAAAAUGUUCAAAUCUCUUCAAAUUGGCCACUUAUUUUGUUUCAUUAAUAUUCUGCAAUAUCCAACCUAAUCACACAAAAUGUGUGAUAUUUAAAGGGGCUAUAUCUGAGAUUUUUUGUUGAAAAAACAGAAAAAAAAUCAAUGAAAACUACCAACAGAAUGUGAAUAAAUACCAGUUUUGAUACUCUGAUGUUUAUUGUGUUGAGGAGAUAUCUACCUAAGUUAACAUGCUAAACAGCUAUCAUCAGCACUAACACUAACACUCUGCUUGUAUCAGGCCCCUAGUCCGAACUGCUAGCUGCACGGCUAAUUGAGCUAACUAGCUCAAAGCAGCCUUAAUUAGCAGUAAUUCUGGUGAUAUGCUGUCCCUUAUUUGUGUAUUUUAGUAUGAAUUUAAAUGGUGUCCAAUUCUUACAUAUGACUCUGCACGAAGAUGUAAAUAAGCUCCAUCGACCCUGCUGCCCCGUGGCUACUAAAACAAAAUGUUCAGUACUAAUGAUGAUGCGUAGUGUGAAAGCUUAGUUACUCAGGAACGAGGCCAGUGAUAUGCCAAAUAUUACACUGAUUAGGAAGCUUUUUAAAACGUCAUCUAAUAUAUUCUGAAACCUACCGUAGACGCUGUUAGAACGUAAACAGCAAAGGAGUGUAAAGGGUCCACCGCCCAACAGACCUGCUGCAUGGACUGUUUGAGUCUGUGAACUGCUGUCUCAUGCAUGUAUGAAAAAAAAAAAUUAGAUCAGUGUUAUUUAGCCAUCUCUCUCCCUCUCUCUUUUUGUUCCAUAUUGAAUGUUGUACAAUGCUGCUCUUGGUAACACUUCAUAAUAACGAUCAUUAAUAAAUGGUAAAUUUGUGAUAAAUUAAACAAAGACUGUUGAUUGUUACAAUGAAACCACUUAUUAGGCAACAGUUAACUGUAUAGUUGAUGCUUAGAAAACCUUGUAAAUGUCUGUCAACUAGCUCAUAUAAUUAACUAACAUUCACCAUUUAAUAAUGACCAUUAAUAUAAAGUGUCACCAGAAUCCUUUCACUCUGACAUUUAAUUUAAUUGCUCAAGAUGCUAGUAACCCAGUUAUUUCUUCUUCAUGUUGUGUUAUUUCCAGAAAUAUUCAUGCUGUCCAUUAAGAGAUGGGACACUGGGGGGGUGAUUUUGUUUCUGUACGCUGAUCUAAUAACUGUCUCAGCAUGCACUAACUGUAGCGCCUUGGAUUUGAGCAUUUGUUGCCUUCCUACUGAAGCGAUUUGAAAUAAUUCAGGUUAAUCUUUGAUAUAACAGACAACUUUAAACAUGUGUUAACAGACCUGGUAUAAACUAUUUGUACAGCUGAGUAAUAUUACAAUUUAUCCAUUUCUGGAGCCCUAUUAUGACACUUUAUGACCAUUUAUGGCAUUUAUUCAAUUUUCCUCUGUAAACCAACUGAUAAAAUGUUAACUUACACAUAUUGGUCUUGUCAUUUAUUUAAUAUGUAUCAUGUGACAUAUUUGGUGUAAAGUGCUGGAGAGGAAAAAAAACCCACUUGUUACACAAUGUUAUUUUGAUAGUUAAUUAAACUUCAAUUAAUAGUUAUUUUACUCGUAACAAACAAUGGAACGGCU
Acanthopagrus latus (yellowfin seabream) is the source of this 4398-nucleotide messenger RNA. It is a transcript of the gene cyp1b1, whose product is annotated as cytochrome P450 1B1. Gene Ontology annotation, biological process: progesterone metabolic process; hormone biosynthetic process. Gene Ontology annotation, molecular function: steroid 17-alpha-monooxygenase activity; heme binding; iron ion binding. The transcript is spliced from 2 exons. Bases 696 to 2312 code for a protein of 538 amino acids. The record is from RefSeq and is a predicted model, not a curated record. Lineage: Eukaryota; Metazoa; Chordata; Actinopteri; Spariformes; Sparidae.